GUAUGUAUAAAAGUGAGCCGUGUUUCCUGAGCUCAGUCUCAGAGCACCAGCUGAGCAAUGCACAGAGCAGACUUGUAGCCAGCUUACAUCACCUGCACCAUGAAGACAGUCACUGUGCCAGUGCUUCUGACUCUGGCUCUCUGCCUUAUACAAGAUGCUGUCAGUGAGGAUGCCAAUCAGGAAACAUGCAGUGAAUUUCAGGCAUUGAUGAAAAAUGGAAAAUUGUUCUGUCCUCAAAAUACAAAGCUUUUCCAAAGCCCUGAUGAAAUAACAUUCAUUAACAAAUGUGCAUCAUGCAAAAAGAUAUUGGAAAAUGCAGCAAAAUCCCAGGAAGGGGCCGUACAUUUAGCAAGAGCCACUAGAGACACUGCCCAGGCAAAGUUGAAUUGCGAUGAUUUCAGGAGAGGAAAAAAAGGUGGAGAAUUUACCUGCAAUGAUGGUGAAGCUGCUGUUUGUGGAACGGAUGGAAAAACAUAUCACAACAGAUGUGAGCUGUGUGCUGAGAAUGCGAAAACCGGAUCUCAAAUUGGCAUAAGAAGUGAAGGAGAGUGUGAGAGCAGUAACUCAGUGGAGGAUGUGUGCAGGGCUUAUCGGGCCUAUGUGGAAGACGGAAGGCUUGGAUGCACAAGGGAAAAUGACCCAGUUCUUGGUCCCGACGGGAGGACACAUGGCAACAAAUGCGCCAUGUGUGCUGAGCUCUUUUUAAAAGAAGCUGAAGAAAAUGCCAAGCGAGAAGGUAAAAGAAGAAUUCAACGAAAUGUUGAAAAGGCUUUCUGCAAAGAAUAUGAAAAUCAAGUGAGAAAUGGAAGACUUUUUUGUACACGAGAGAGUGAUCCAAUCCGGGGCCCUGACGGCAAGAUGCACGGCAACAAAUGCUCCCUGUGUGCUGAAAUGUUCAAAGCAGAACAUGAAAAAAAGAAAAUGAAAGAAAGAGAAUCAAGACAUAAACGACAGUCUAAGAAUGCAACUUCUUUUGAGGAGUUGUGUAGUGAAUACCGCAAAUCCCGGAGGAACGGCCAGCUGUUCUGCACUAGGGAGAACGACCCCAUUCAGGGCCCAGACGGAAAGGUCCAUGGCAACACCUGCUCCAUGUGUGAGGCCUUCUUCAAAGAAGAAGACAAAGCAAGAGCAAAGGCCAAAAGAGAAGCUGCAAAGGAAAACUGCAGCGAGUUUGAAAAUUUAAUGAGGAGUGGGAUGUUCACAUGCACCAGGGAUAAUAAUCCUGUUGUUGGCCCAGAUGGAAAAAUACAUGCAAACAAAUGUGUCAUGUGUGCAAGUAUAUUUCGACUUGAAGAAGAAGAGAAGAAAAAGAAAGAAAAGGAGAAAAUUGAAGGUGAAAAAGUUAAAAGAGAAGCUGUAGAGGAGCUGUGCCGUGAAUACCGACCAUAUAUGAGAAAUGGACAUCUCGCCUGCACUAGAGAGAAUGACCCCAUCGAGGGCCCGGAUGGGAAGAUUCAUGGCAACACCUGCUCCAUGUGUGAGGCCUUCUUCCUUCAAGAAGCAAAAGAGAAGAAAGAUAAACUCCGAGGGAGAGUUAAAAGAGAAGCUAUGGAGGAUACCUGCCAAGAAUAUCGGAGUCUUAUGCAAAAUGGAAAUCUUUACUGCACUCGAGAAAAUGACCCUGUGCGAGGCCCAGAUGGCAAGACCCACGGCAACAAGUGUGCCAUGUGCAAGGCAGUUUUCCAGAAAGAAAAUGAAGAAAGAAAGAAGAAGGAAAAGGAAAAUCAGAAAAAUGCUUCAGGCCAUGGUUCACAUGGUGGUGGAGGGAAAGCAGAGGAUCCAUGUGCUGAGUACCGGGAGAGGAUGAGAGAUGGCAAACUCAGCUGCACUCGUGAGAGUGACCCUGUGCGUGGUGCCGAUGGGAAAUCAUACAACAAUAAAUGUGGCAUGUGUAAAGAAUUACUACAAAGAGAAGCAGAGGAAAAGGUAAAGAGUUCUUCCUUAAGAUCUCAUAAGACUGAGUCAGCAUCAGGAAAGGAUGUAUGUGAUGAGUACAGAAGCCACAUGAAAAAUGGGAAACUUUCCUGCACUCGAGAAAGUGAUCCUAUUCGGGGUCCAGAUGGAAAAACACAUGGCAACAAGUGUGCUAUGUGUAAAACUAGACUGGAAAAGGAAGCAGCUGAAAGAAAACAGAAAGAGAAAGAAGGCAAGCAAAACACAGAAGACAAGAGCAAUGACAAGAAGCAGGAUCAGUGUUUUGAGUUCCGGAGCAAGCAGAAAGAUGGAAGACUUAUCUGCACCAGGGACAACAGUCCUUUCCGAGGGCUGGACGGGAAGAUGUACGUCAACAAGUGUGCCAUGUGUCAGACCCUCUUUGAGCGAGAAGCUAAGGAAAGAAAAAAUGAUGAAGAAAAAUCAAAUUCCCAAUCCUCAAAGGAUGCAAAGGACCAGUGCAAAGAGGUUACCAAUGAAGCAGAAGAUGCAAAGUUUAGACAGCCUUCGAGUUCCUUGGCCUACAUUGGCAUAAGUGCAGACGAGUGCAGUGAAUAUCGGAAUCGUGCGAGGAAUGGUGAACUCAUCUGCACGCGGGAGAACAACCCUGUGCGUGGGGCCGACGGGAAGACCUACAAAAAUAAGUGCUACAGAUGCAGAGCCAUCCUUCAAAAAGAAGCUUUAGAAAGGUCGAAACUCCAAGCAGAGCCAAUUUAUCUUAGAGCUUCUGAAGAGACACCAGAUUCCUCCACUUCUUCUCUGGAUUCUGAGAUGUGCAAGCACUACCGAGUCUUGCCCAGGAUUGGUUUUCUUUGCCCAAAGGAUUUACAGCCUGUCUGUGGUGAUGAUGGCAAAACAUAUAGCAAUCCCUGCAUGCUGUGUCAUGAAAACCUGAUACAUCAGACUAAUACACACAUACGCAGUCCAGGGAGGUGUGAGGACAGCAAAACCCCAGAAACCAAACCUGGCAGUGUCCGCACCGGACCAGUGCUACAAGGAACAGUGAAAGUCACAAAGAAAACAAAUGCACCCCAAUUCUGAAUGGCCUACCUUUACCAUCUGUAUAUAAAAAGAAUGCUUCAGAGCUUUUCUUAUUUACUAUAGGAAACAAUGCCGAGCGGUUGGGAUUGGACUCCCUGAUUUUCAGUCUUUUCCAUCUCUUUCCUUCUAGACUGUAGUCUGAGGGCAUGGAGAAAUCCCUACUCAGUCUGUGUUCUGGAAAUCUCACCAUAGUGUUGUCUGUCCUGUUAAUAAAUGUAGACUAAGCAGAACACAUUUUUGGGGGGGCUUUGGGGAUUCCUUUGUCCAUUCUUAGAUAAUGACAACUAUUUUUUAUAGAAGUUGGAAAAAUUCUAUCCUUCUGUUAAGCCAAGUGUUAGACAGAGAACAUCCACUCUUCACAUGCAAGUUGUUACUGUAGGUGAAAAGGAGACUUAGAAGUGAGCUGAUUCGGGCUCUCAGGCUGUUGACACCUGUGUAAAUCUACCUGUCACCUGCCAGCUCCCCAUCUAGCUCAUGUAUUUCCAUGAAUAACAAAAUUUUUUGUCCGUUUUGUACAUCUCACCCAAUGACACAAACUAGUCAUUUUUCAAUCCCAGUAUUAUUGCUUCUUGAGAAUUCACUACAUUUAGAACUUUGUACCUAUAGUCUGGAAAAGACUAAGUAAAUGAAUACCAAUACUUGUGGGUUUUCAAAACACCACUGUCCAAAAAAUAUGUGGUGCAAGCCCCAUGUGCAAUUUUAAAUUUUCUAGUAGCUACACAAAUGGCCAAAAGCAAUUCUCAUAACUUAUUUUUUGUAGCCUAGUGUAUCAAAGGUAUUAAUGUAACCAAUAUAAACUUUUUAAUUUACAAAGUCUUUGACAUUGGUGUGUAUUUUACACUUUCAGUGUCUCUCAAUUUGGAGCAGCCACAUUUCAAGGCCUUAAUAACAGCAUGUGGGUAAUGUUUCCAUAUUAGAAAAUGCUGCUGUGCCAUGUGCUAACAGAUACGGGAGUCCUAGGGAGGAACCCAGAAAUUAGAUAAGAGUGGGAAGUAACAACUCAUAAGCUCCCACUUCUGUGCUGCAAAUAUGUUGUUCUCAGAAUCUUGUUCUUGGUAUCCUGUGUUACUAUGUAGUCUCCUAGUUCACUUGAAGAUCCUGGACUGGUACUGAGCAUAUUCCCAGAGGCAGAAAGCAUAUGGAGAUUCUGUUGUGGUCCUAGGCAUUUACAGCCACAAAAGAACUGUGUCUGGUAUAACUUGCUGCUUGACUUGAAUUUAAUAAGAUUAUCUAACUGCUCUUUUUGCAAAGUAAGACUCCACUAGAUCAAUGCUAAUAGGAUCUUGUAGUUUUUGACCCCUGUAACUGGAUGAAACUCAAACUAUAGGUGGCUGACAUGUUCUCACAUGAUUUUUCCCUAGUGAGCAGAAAGGAAUCUCUGAUAUCUUUUCCUCUUUCGUAUUAGAACAUCAGUCCUUCAGUCUCUAGUUCUAUCUUUAUGCUGCAUUUAGCUUUAUUUUCAUUUUCCCAAGUAUUCACAUUGCAGGAAGUAUUUCAACCUAUGAAGUUUGACAAAAUGCAAUUCAGUCUGUAAUAGGACACAUCGGACUAAGGAACUUGCCACCUACUUUUCUCAGUUUCAAAUACAUAUUAAGUAUACUUUAUAUCAACAUGUAUACUUUUUAUUAUUGCUAUCAUUAUCAUAGAAUAACAAGUGUGACUGGAAUGUAAGGAAUCAAAGAGAGCACAGGGAGACAAGCCACAAAGAUGAAAGAAAGAGACAGAUACUGGUUCAUUAUUGAGUUGGUCUAUACCAAGGACCACAUGGUCCCAAAAGCCAGAUAUGGUCCAUCACCUAUUUUAUAAAUCCAAGUUUUAUAUCUCUUCCCAAAAGUCUUGUGUCAGGAGAUAUUAGGUUCUGAUUUUUUUGAUUUGGUAUUAUUUGCAUCUAUCUAGCUACCUAUUUAUCUAUUACAUAUCUAUAUCCCCAAAUCCUCCUGUGCUCAGAGCAGGGCUCUGGAGGGUGGUUGGGUCAUGGGGGCACUGCCCUGCAGAGUGGAUUCAUCUGAGUGAAUUUAGUGCUCCUUCCUGUUCUGCAUCUGGCUGCCAUGAUGUGAAUAGCCUCUCCCCUGCCAGGCCUUUCACUCUGCUAUUUCAGCAUUGGUGUCAGCUGACCAUACAUGGGAACUUCUAAAACUGUGAGCCAAAAUAAACUCCUCCUUUAAGCUGUA
Molecule: messenger RNA, 5144 nt
Organism: Cavia porcellus (domestic guinea pig)
Lineage: Eukaryota; Metazoa; Chordata; Mammalia; Rodentia; Caviidae
Gene: Spink5
Product: serine peptidase inhibitor Kazal type 5
Exons: 30
Coding region: 100-2973 (957 amino acids)
Molecular function (GO): protein binding
Source: RefSeq, a predicted model, not a curated record